Molecule: messenger RNA, 2604 nt
Organism: Exophiala spinifera
Lineage: Eukaryota; Fungi; Ascomycota; Eurotiomycetes; Chaetothyriales; Herpotrichiellaceae
Exons: 5
Coding region: 1-2604 (867 amino acids)
Source: RefSeq, a predicted model, not a curated record
AUGGGCGGCAGAGUGGUCCCGCAACGAGACAUCCCAUUCACCCAUCCUCCACCUUCUGCAGCCUAUCAGACUGGUAGAGUACAUGGAAAAUCAGCCUGGCAAGACGAUGGUGAUUCUAUUCUGCCAGCACCGGGGUACCAGCCUCCAGCUGGAGCAGGGGGGUCUCCUCACGAUGCUGCUACGCUGUCUCCGUCUAUUCUUAGGACGGACAAGAAAGGAACAGGACCUGAAUCCUCCGACAAGGCACCUGUGAACACUGUUUCCAUCACAGAAUUCAAUCACAGUGAAGACCAUACAAGACUGCCAGCCUCGUCACAGUCUCAAGUGCAUUUGAAGGAGUUGUAUAACUCGAGCUACCAUGCUCCGGUACCGGCACGUCGCCGUAUGCACCAGAAAGGAUACCGUAACCUCUUCUCCCAGCGAACCACCUUUCGAUGGAAGUCAUUCCACAGCCAUCAGAAGCCUGGCCUGACCAAGGGCGCUGGCCGAGAUCAUCGCCAUCGAGAUGCAGUCAGUCGGAUUCAUACUGGCCAAGAUGAUGACAGGUUUCUCGCCUUGGACUCACACCUUGAAAGAAUGAUGGUUCAGUGCACGGACGAAAUCUAUGAAGGCCCACGAAAUUCGACCUGGAGGAGGACAUUCUUGCGCAACAUGGCUCCUUGGACUAUUCGUAUUGCCAACUGGCCCAUGAACACUGCCCCCAUCGAUUCCAAGCACUGGACCCAGAACGAUUGGUUGUGGAUUAUCGCAAAAUGGCCCGUUUCAUGCAUCUGCCUGUCUUUCACACUAUUGACCGUAGGCAAGCUCUACAACGGAACAUCCCGACUCGACCAUUAUAAACCGUUUCCUUACAAGUUUUGGGGCUAUCCGAAAGUGGCGCGAAAUAUGCUCGAAAAUGUUCCUGAGAAGAUCGAGGCAAAUGAAGAGGUGGAUGGGGCGCACCCAGUCUCUGAGCGUCCCCUGUAUCCGAGCCGGCUAUGCUUCGUCCAUGGUGGAAAAGACAAGAAUGGUCGUACCCACCUCUACGAUGUCAAAGUCUGGCUCAAUCAGCACAACAUGGUCGACCAUGAUAUGAGGUAUAUCUUCGUCGCUUACACCUCAACCCAGUUCACCGACAGCGAUCAAGAUGUCGAAGCCCUGCACGCUAUCGCACGGGAGGCGGCUACCGACCUCAAGUGUCCUGCUUAUUGGGUUGGGUCAGCUUGUAUGUCUGAAAACGAGCGAGAGCUCGAAGACGAUGUUUACCGCAUCAGCGACGUUAUCCGAGCCGCCCACUCUGUUGUCAUUGCCAUCAAGCCACCUCCGGGUAAACAGACCUAUUAUCACACUGAAGAGCUGCUCAAGGACUGGGGCACGCGGAUGUGGACGCUGCCGGAGGCUCUUCUUGCACCCAAAGACAAUCCGAUACGUAUAUACAAUACGUCCACUGGUGUUGUAAAUCUCGUCAAAGAACUUCCGAAGAAGGAUCUUGCUGCGAUCGUGUGGGAAGACACCGCUCUGACCCGACAGUUGGUCGACCAUUAUGAAGGAAAUCUCACCCUCAGCCGCCUCGAGCUAGUUAUCCUGGCCUUAAAAUGCCUCAGCCAGCGCCGAACAUCGAAGUAUCUGGACGGAGACCUCGCAUACGUGCUCAUGGGUCUUUUGCGCCGCCGACCGUUUGUGGACCACACAGACUCCGAAUUCCAAGCCUUUGCCCGACUCUCUCUAGCCAAUGACAGUGACAGCUUACUUGAACGCUUGCUGUGCGUGCUGCCCAGGUCAGAGGAUCAGCCAUGGUAUCAUACUGCCGACAUGUUCGGUGUCAAUUUGUGGGAUAUCCAGCCUACGUGUCAAGUCGCCGGCGUUUGCGAGGACGAUACCGUCGUUGUCGACGGUUGCCUGGCAGCUUCAAUCCGAUGGGAGUCAUUCGUGGCCGUGGCGCACGACACAAGUGUCUCAUGGAAGCGGCUCCUUGUCAAGGUCUGGUUGCGUGUCGCACCGAUCCUCUUGAUCCUUGGAGCAGCGCCUCUCUUCAACGGCGGGACACGAGCAAUUUUGUUACUCUUGAGCCUGCCAAUAUUUCUGAUAUCCCCUUGGCUGGUCCGUGUUCUGUACGGAGGUAAGCCAUGGAACAUUGCACCUCAUCUUCUUGGGUUCGAAGGGUAUUUGGACAUUGUCACCAUCGAGACCAACAUCUAUGGUCAUUACACUGGCCGUCUGGCUUGGAGUUCUGCUGGUAGUAACCUCAGUCGGCAUCGACAGAACGAAUAUGGAGAGUGCAUAGGGGAAGAUCCAACAAGUGACGGUCUGGUUGCCGACAUGGUUAAGCAAGCCAAGUACAGCACUUAUGGCGAGCUCAAGGUCUUCACUCUGGUCGACACGCUCAAUGGUUCUGUCACCCUCUUCACAGCUACCCGUCCUCCCGUAGCUGCUUUGCUUUGCGGCCAAGAAGGAGGGAUGCAGCGGGCGGUGAUGGUGUCCCUUGAUUGGAAGACAUCCACAUUGUAUCGAGAGACAGUUCUACGAAUGCCAACUAUAGUUUUGGAGAGGACCUGGCGCAUGGACAGGGCGAGAAUCGGACUCAAGAGGCCGUUGGAACGCACGAGUGUCAGCUACAGUGCGUGA